AUGCCUCAAGGCAGCUCUGCUGCCCCUGGGUGGUUUUGCAAAGUCAUGCAGGAGGUCAUUAUAAAUCUCCUCAGUUUUGCAUCGUACGUGGAUGAUUUGACCGUCUUGGAUGGCACUGCUGCUUCUCGUGUUGGUGCCACUCGCGCUCUUUUUGAACGAUUGCGCACACACAACUUGAAACUCAAGUCCCCGAAAGCCACCAUUGGCGCUACAGAAGCGAACGUCCUCGGCUUUACCAUCUCUCCCGACGGUGUUAGGCCAAACGGUGCCAAGGUUGCGGCCCUCAUCAAUAUGCCUAUGCCCAAGGAUAUCAAGCACCUCCGUUCUCUUCUCGACGGCCUCAGCUACCACCGCAAGUUCCUCCCCAACACAGCUACACACAUUCGGCCUCUGACCACUCUCCCCAAGAAGCAGGUGAAGGUCCUCUUCACCCCUUCUAUGGAGCAAGCCGUUCGCGUCCUGUUGUUCGAAUUGGCCAACCCCCCUGUUUUGGUUUAUCCAGAUCGGGAUGCCGUUUCGGACGGCUCGCGACCUUUUCAUCAUUACAGUGAUGCUCAUAGCGAUGGGUUCGGAAGGACUCUGAACAAGAACGGCCGGGUGGCUCCAUCCGACCCAUCGUUUUCAUCAACCGAGCUACUUUGGACUCCGAACGUCACUGGAUUCAUCUCGAUCUCUAGGCGGGUAGCAUCGUGUAGUGUAUCAAACGACCGGGUACUUGUGGGGUACGAAAUUUCGGAUUUUUCCCGACGACAAAUCUCUUGA
This is a messenger RNA of Ectocarpus sp. CCAP 1310/34, 762 nucleotides long. NCBI's taxonomy places the organism in Eukaryota, Phaeophyceae, Ectocarpales, Ectocarpaceae. The record is from the annotation of a GenBank genome assembly.